CACCUUUGCAAAAAAAAAGUAUAAACAUAAUGCAAUGUUGAGUCAGUCAAUGAUAUUAGUCUAAGAAUGCUGGUUGAAAUCACCUCCUCUUGUUCCUUCCUCCUCUAUAAAUCUCUUCUUCUCGCAUAGCCAUAGCCAUCUCUCAGAGCUUUCUCUCUCCUCUUUCUCUCUCUAAUCUUACAAUCAUCUCUCCCAAUUUCAAUUCCAAUGAUACUCUCAGAGCCCCCAAAGAGUAACACCACCACCAAAUUAAUGCACAUCAAAGAAUUCUUUGGCUUCUCCCACUCCUCUUCUUCAAAAUCCCUCCACUCCUCUUCUUCCUUUCCCAUCUCCGCCCACCGGAGACUCCCGCCGUCAAGCUAUGACCCUUCCGAGUCGGCGGCCAUGGAAGAGGCCAUAAUUAACUCCGAACCCAUCAUCACGAAAUGGGACCCGGAUUCUUCUGAGUUCAAUAGAAUCACCUUCCUCUUCCGCCAUGGCAGAGCCGAAUCCGGCGAGUUCAUUGACUCCGUCAAUAGCCUCCGACAGGCAAUGGACUUUUUUAUAUCGGCAAAUUCCACUUCAUCCGUCCUUGUUAUUGCUCAGAAGUUGAUGCAGGCCGCUAUGAGAAGAUUGGAGAAGGAAUUUUACCAGAUUUUGAGUGAGAAUCGCCAGAAUCUAGACCCCGAAUCCAUCUCCAGCAGAUCCUCUGACCGGUCGACGGCUGAUGGGGAAACCGGUGGGGAUUCCAUUACCGAGUUCGAUAGAGUUUCGGCUGAUUUGAAAUCGAUUGCGGAUUGUAUGAUUGAUUCUGGGUAUGGGAAAGAGUGUGUUAAAAUCUAUAAAGUAAUCAGAAAAUCGAUUGUUGAUGAAACUCUGUAUCGCCUUGGAACAGAAAAAUUCAAAAUUUCGAGAAUUCUGAAAUGGAAUUGGGAUUCGCUCGAGCAAAUAAUCAAGAAUUGGAUGAAUUCGGUUAAUAUCGCUGUGAAUACACUGUUUCGUGGCGAGAGAUUUCUCUGCAACCAUGUUUUUUCGAGAUCGGAAAGAAUCAGAGAGUCCUGUUUUUCUGAAAUCACAAAAGAUGGUGCAAUCACUUUGUUAAAAUUCCCGGAACUGGUAGCAAAAGGGAAGAAAGAUUCCGACAAAAUCUUUAUAUUAAUGGAGCUUUACGAAGCGAAUUCCGACGUAUUGCCGGAAAUUGAAGUCAUAUUCGACUCUGUUUCAACAUCCGACAUUAAAACCCAAGCUCAAACGUCGAUGACGAAACUCGCUGAUUCAAUCCGUGACAUUCUUUCUGAAUUUGAAAUAACAAUUCAAAAAGAUUCAUCCAAAAAUCCAACCCCCGGCGGCGGAAUCCACCCACUAACCCGAUCAGCGAUGAGCUACAUCUCGUCUCUCGGCGACUACGCUAGCACCCUCUCCGACAUCCUCACCGUCGAAAACUCUCCAAUUCCGUCGUCGUACCUGGAGACCAUCGCCGCCGACGACGCACUGUCGUCGCCAGUGGCAGCGCAACUCGGGUGGCUAAUUCUAGUCCUCCUCUGUAAACUAGACACAAAAGCAGAGAUGUACAGAGACGUAUCAUUAUCAUACUUAUUCCUAGCGAACAAUUUGAAUUUCAUUGUGAAGACGGCGGCGACGACGAAUCUCAAAACACUAAUCGGCGUCGAGUGGGUGGCGAAUCACAGGAGUAAAGUGAAGGUGUAUGCGGCGAAUUAUGAAGCGACGGCGUGGAACAGAGUGAUGAAAUCGUUGCCGGAGAGAGGGUCGGAGGAAGUGGGGUCGGCGGAGACGGCGGCGGAGGGGUUCAAGAGUUUCAAUGCGGCGUUUGAAGAAGCGUAUCGGAAGCAAACGUCGUGGAGAGUGGAGGAUGGGAAUUUGAGAGAUGAAUUGAAAAUGUCGAUAGCGAAGAAAGUUGUGCCGAUUUACAGAGAAUUUUACGAGGGGUGUCUUGAGAAAAUGAAUGUGAAUGUGGGUGUUGUGAGAUUUUCACCGGAUGAUUUGGGGAAUUAUUUGUCGGAUUUGUUUCAUGGAGUUUCUUCAUCGGCAAGUUCCUCUUCUUCUUCUUCACGGUAAUGCGUAAAGGGGAGGAAGAAAGUGAUGAGGUGGCCUUACAUGAUACGUCCACGUGUCGAAUUGUAUAAAAUUCAGAUAUUCUGAGCUGGAUAUGUUGAUUUUUUUUAAUACAAAUUCAAAAAUGAGCUUUUAUUUACUA
Benincasa hispida (wax gourd) is the source of this 2194-nucleotide messenger RNA. It is a transcript of the gene EXO70H2, whose product is annotated as exocyst subunit exo70 family protein H2. NCBI's taxonomy places the organism in Eukaryota, Viridiplantae, Streptophyta, Magnoliopsida, Cucurbitales, Cucurbitaceae. The record is from RefSeq and is a predicted model, not a curated record. Gene Ontology annotation, molecular function: phosphatidylinositol-4,5-bisphosphate binding. Gene Ontology annotation, biological process: exocytosis. Gene Ontology annotation, cellular component: exocyst.